AUCAACAGCUACAAUAACAACAAUGACAGUCUCAACUAAGUCGGCAUCGUAAACAGCCGAUGCGAAUCAUUUGAAGCAGUUAAAUCAGUUGAAGUCUAGCAGCGAACAGUAACGGUAUAGGUGUUCCGUGGCGCUCCUUCAAAGCACUCCACUAAAAUUAGUGUCGCAAAAGUGUACGUACCGCUGCACAAAGAAUAUUUUUAACCAUGAAAAAGUGAUCAAGCUCAAUUAAAAGAAAUGAUAUUAAUAAAUUAGAGACAGACAAUCAAUAAGAGUGAAUCUGAACUGAGUGAAUCCUGAAUGAAAUCAAAGGAAAACGUAACGCAAAAUUGAAAAAAAAAAUAUAUUUUUGCAAUAAAAGUAUCUAUGUGUGUGUGUAGAUGAUGAUAUAUGAAUGUUUGUAUAAAUAUAUGUGUAACGGUAUGUGUUCGUUUAAGUUAGUACUUCUGUACUGUGGCAAUACCCCGUGAGUGUAAGUUCCCGUGGUCUUAAUAAAUAAAUAAAUUCAUCAAGAACUAAAUUAAAAACUGAAUAAGAAUAAAAUCAGUGAAAGAAGUUCAGAAAAUAUAAAUAGAAGCAGCAAAGCCAAUGUAUCAAAAUUUAAUAAAAAAAAAAAACAAGUGAAAAACACACAUGGGAAAUAAGAAAAUGUAAAAACGUAAAUUAAUAAAAAUCAGCCGCUACGUAUUACACAUUAUUUUUAGCUUAUCAGCACAUAACAACAAAAACAAAACAAAAACGCUAAAAACCGAAAAACGUGCAUUCGCAGAGAGAAAAAAAUAAAAUAACAAAUAAAACGAAAACGAAAACAUCGAAGUGUCAUAAACAUCACCAUUUUUACUAAACACACAUGUACAUACUAUACAUAUAAACAUUGAUAUAUGUAUGUAUAUAGUAUAUAAAGUCAAAAACAUAUCACAAUAGUUUGGUGCAGUGCUUCAAUACCUUUUCGUCACGCACAGUGGUACACAGUUGUCUAAAACGGAAUUGCAAAAAUCGGUGAAAUAUCAAUUUUGAUCUAUGGAAUUUUGUAGAGCGAUUAUACAUGAAAUAAACAUAUUAGAAAAGCGAACGCAUUCUUGGGAAGUUUUAAGUCUUUGAAGUCCACAUAGCAGCACAACGCACACAACAUUUGGACAUCAAAAGUUGACAAAGUACAGUGAAUGGUUUGUUUUGCAUAGGAUAAGCAAUAUAUUAUCCCUCAGAAACGCCGUCACGCACAUAAAGCUAAUUUGCAAAGUCAUACAUUUGACAUUUUCUAUAAAAUUUGACGAUUUGACGCAGCAAACGCCGCGCUUCCAUCCAUCACGUUGUUGCAUAUACAAAUGAGUAGCAAAAACGAAAAUAAAGUCAUUACAGUUAAGACAUUACAGCAACGCAUUGAAGAGUUGAGCUUCAUCAACAUACGACGUGCGAUCUUCACCUUCAAGCGCCUCAAUCACAACCCAGAUAGCAACGGCCGCGGUGGCAUUACGACAGACUUAAGACGGAAAAACUCGGCGAACUCCACCAACGGAACAACAGCAGCGAUAGUAACAUUAUAUGAUAGUAAACGGUGCCAACAACACUAACUAAACCAGAAACACCAGCAAAACAGCUGAGUUGAAAGAGUAAACACACACGAGAAAAGCUGGGCUGGGCCACCGGCAGUAGCAAAAUUGCAAUUGACAGCUGCAGCAAAGUAAAGCUGAGCAAAGAGAAAUCGGUGCAACGGUGCAACGGUGGAGCGAAGCAAGCUGAUUGAAAACAAACCAGUUUGACGAUUUGCAAAGCAGCGACGUGAGGUGACGAUUGUUACCGAAUUCUCAACUGACAUAGAAGGUUAAGGAGAGAAGGGAGGAUCCGAAGAAAGACGGUGAAAAAGUGCCAAAGAAAAGCUUUCGAAUAAGGCAAAGGUGUGAAAAUCGGUAUACAGUUAAAAUAAAGUUGCAAAAAAGUGCAGAUAACUCAGCAACAAGCAAGAAGCAGCAAGCGCAACAGAGUCAGGUAACUAAGCCGUUGUAACGGUUCAUUGCAAUCGAACAAGCAUAUGUAACUGCCAUAAAAGUGGGCGAGGAGCGCCACACGUGGAGUACGAAUAGCUUUCGAGCGAUCAGCUGUCGGGCUGUUGGGGGCACAGAUCACUGAUCAUCGGCCGAUAGUGAAUAAGUUGGCACGUGUCAGAAGUUCGUAAAUCACAACGAUUUUAAUAUACAAAUACAAUACAGGUUGUCAAUAAAAAACAACAACAAAAGCAAAAAAGUCACUGCCUAUUUGACCCCAAUAGCAAAACUACUGUCGCGUGUUGCUGCAGAAUUGCAUAGCUACAUAUAGCAGCGGCAACGACACUAAAUAAGGUGACGAAGAAGUUAAAUAAAAGAAGUUGGACAAGCGGAGAAAUCUAAUUGCGCAUGAACACAGAAAUAAUAAAAAUCGAAGAAAAUCCAAAAAAGUUCUGCAAACUCACUGUUUCGUGACAAUACGGUGCAGCAGCGUACGCAAAGCAGCACGUUUUGACAGCAGCGAGUUGGUUCGCCCGACCUGGCCCUCGUUACGGUGUGCAGCUGUUCAGAGCGGCUUUUUAAAGUUGUUCCACCUGAACCUGAUUCGCCGCCAUUUGUAGCAAGUUACUGUCGUUGUUGUUGUUGUUGUUUUCGUUGUUUUUGUUGUUGUUUGUAAAGGUUAACUACUGAUUGCAAUACAAUCGCACGUGUUGUCAUUUAAAGCUUUAUUUUGUUCACCGAACCAUCUCGAUUGCCUUUUCGCACCUUCUCAAUGUUUGAUUUCUGCGCAGAUAUGGGACAAAUUGGACAAGACUGUUCUAAUCAAAAUUAUAAUAUGGAAGAACUGGAGUUGGAUCAGGUUUCGCAGGUGAUUAAUUAUCAUCCGCGUUUCCUCGAUCAUUUUCUGCGAACACAAAACUUCAUUAUGGACGGUGAUGGACCCCUGCCAUAUGACUAUCGUUACUAUUUGGCUAUAAUUGCUGCAGCCCGCCAUCAAUGUCCAUAUCUAGUGAAAAUGUACGAGAAGAAGUUCAUCAAUCAGGGCGGCAAGGCCGAGUGGCUUAAUGGCUUAGAUUAUAUUCCAUCAAAAUUACGUGCCAUAUAUGAUAUCAAUAAAAUACUGGCCCAUCGACCGUGGCUCCUGCGUAAAGAGCACAUUGAGGGUCUCACCAAAGGCAAAAACAGCUGGUCGCUGUCUGAGGUUGUGCACGCAAUGGUGCUGCUCUCACAUUUUCAUUCGCUGUCUUCCUUUGUAUUCUCCUGCGGUCUCACACAGAAACUGGAUGGUCUGUCUAGUCCGAAAUUGAAGACUGCCCCGGCAAUAUUGCCCACCGCGCAGCAGCAAUUGCCGACGAACCAACCGCUGCCACAACAAACACCCCAACAACAAAAGGCUGUCCUAAGUGAGAUAACGAUCAACAAUAACAACAACGUUCUAGACCAUAGCAACCAUCAGGUGUACAAUAAUAACGUGCAAAAUAUUGGCGGCAGUACAUCCAUGCCCACUGACAUCACCACAAAUGGCGCUAUCAGUAAUGGCGUCGCUAAACAUACACCUUCCGGCUCGCCCCAACCGAAUGUGCCCGUCGAGGCUCUGGUCGAACGCAUGAAAGUGCUCUCACAAAAGCAUGAUGAGUGCAGCGAAGCAGAGCUGAGCAACCGUUUCAAGAGUGUUGAGAUGCAAACCGCAGAAUUGCCCGCCGCCGCGCAUGAAGCCACCGCCGAAGUGCCACCAAUCAUCUCGCACUACAUCGAGGAUCCCAACUUCACCUAUCAGGACUUUGCGCGUCGCGGUGCCGAGAAUAUACCCACCACCUUCCGUGUUCAAGACUACUCGUGGGACGAUCACGGCUACUCGUUGGUCAAUGGUCUGUACAGCGAUGUGGGUACUCUAUUGGAUCAAAAAUUUCGUGCCGCCUACAAUCUGACGUAUUUCACCAUGGGUGGCUACCGCAAUGUGGACACCUCGAAAUUCCGUCGGGCCAUAUGGAAUUACAUUCAAUGCAUCUAUGGCAUACGCCAUGACGAUUACGAUUACGGUGAAGUGAAUCAGGUGAAUAAAUGCUUAUUGGACCGUCCUUUAAAAAUGUUCAUAAAAACCGCCUGCUGCUUCCCAGAAAGGAUUACCACCAAGGACUAUGAUAGUAUACUCGUCGAACUACAAGACAGUGAAAAGGUCCAUGUUAAUCUGAUGAUAAUGGAGGCGCGCAACCAGGCCGAAUUGCUUUAUGCGUUGCGUGAAAUAAUGCGCUACAUGACAUGAUCUCAUUGUGAUUAAGCAUACAAACACAUACAUACAUAUAUCCAUAUUUAGGAAGGGAGGAGAAAACAAACAUAUUACGUAUGAUUACAUAAAUAUAUAGUACACAUACACAUACACAUACAUAUAUAAAUAUAUACAUAUACAUACAAUUUUAUAUGCAGUAAACACAGAGAAAGUACUAAUCCUACACAAAGGAAAACAAUUGUUUUACCAAAAAUUAAGCCAAUUAAAUUUCAGUAAUAGUAAUUGCUAAGUAAAAGGAACACACCAACACAGUUAGUUUGCCGUGAAAAUAAAAAUUAUAUAAACUCGUCACUAUAACCCUUUGCGACACACACAUAUUUUUACAAAUAUGAACACAUACACGUACAUAUGUACAUACAGAAGCAGAUAGUUUAAGCCGAAGUAGAGAAAACAUAAAAUUGUCCAAAAGUUUUUUCAAGUAGUUAAAACAAAAACCUAAAACAAAAACUUAAACUAAAACAAUGUAUAGUACUGUCAUUAUCAACGUAAAAAUGAUUAAAUAAUUAGAUAAAGUAAAGAAAAUAUAUUUUAAAAUUUUACAAAUACAACAUAUACAACAAUUAAAAAAUCGUAUCUGUGUUUUGUGAGGAGAAAGAUGGAGAGGGAAAAUUUGUUAUUAUUAGUCAUAUUUUACAAGAUGUAUUCUGUGAAUUAAAUUUUAAUUGGUAUAAGAAAAUCAGUUGUAGCGAAAAAGUAAGCGUUGAUUUGUGUGUUUGUAUGUGCAAGAAUGUUCUAAUUGGCAAACAAAUUAUAUUGUAACGCCUAAUUGUGUUGUUAAUAGUUUUUUAUACUUAUGAUAAAUAUACGAUUAUUAAAGAAACAAAAACAAAAACAUAAGAAAACCCAUAUGCAUAUACAUUAUUGUUACAGGGCACGGCCGAUGCCGAUCGCAGUUGAUUGUAUUCAUUUCCUUUGUAGAGUUUAUAAAGUUACUUGUUACUUUUUAAAAAGAAAAUUAAAGAAAGCAUAAGUGAUUUUAACAAAA
Molecule: messenger RNA, 5254 nt
Organism: Zeugodacus cucurbitae (melon fly)
Lineage: Eukaryota; Metazoa; Arthropoda; Insecta; Diptera; Tephritidae
Product: sestrin homolog
Exons: 10
Coding region: 2755-4245 (496 amino acids)
Biological process (GO): cellular response to L-leucine; negative regulation of TORC1 signaling; positive regulation of macroautophagy
Cellular component (GO): nucleus
Molecular function (GO): oxidoreductase activity, acting on peroxide as acceptor; L-leucine binding
Source: RefSeq, a predicted model, not a curated record